AUGGAUACGAACGUGACUGUUGCGACACUGCCCAAUUCAACGACUGCUGUAGCUAACCCAGCUUCUGGCUCUUCAUAUGAUGUGAAAACGGUACUUAUUGCAGUUGCAUUAUGCCUUGUAAUAUUUGUGGGUACAAUUGGCAAUGGGUUCGUCUGUUAUUUUUUCGGAGUGAAACGCCGUAAUAAAUGGACGAUUCCAGACCGCCUCUUUUUCUAUCUUGGCAUUGUGGACUUACUGUCGUCACUGGUGAACCCAGCAUUCUUUCUCUACGUUGAACUAACGAGGUAUUCCAAAUGGCAUUUUGGAAGAGUCGCGUGCAAAGUGAUUGCACCUUUUGGACCGAUAACAACAUUGCUGUCAGCAUUUCUUAUCCAAAUAAUAACUGUCGAUCGGUACCUUGUUAUUGUGAAGCCAUUUGGAAGGCGGUACGGCGCCAGACGUAUAAACAUUGCGGUAUUAGCAGCAAUAGUCUUGUCAAUUGCUUUCUAUCUUCAUUACAUUAUAUCAGUAGAUCUUUACGGGACGAAUCCCGUAUGCAAGGUAUUGGAUGUUACCGAUAAGCGAUACUCCAUACCCAGUGUCACAAUGGUUUUGAUUCAGGACGUUACGUUCAUCAUCGUUAUUUUCUUCACAAAUAAAGCUAUAUACUCAAAGUUUAAAAAAAGACAGCGUAACUUUAGCUCCGAAUCUGGUGCGGAAGUAACUCACAUACAGCGUCAAAGACUCUUCGGGAUCCUGCUCGUUAUGUCAAGUGUUUUCCUGCUUCUAAUUCUGCCAAGAGACCUUCUUCAGUUAUCGUACACUAUAUCAUGGAUGGAUGACGACGGGAUACCAUACACCAGGCAAAUUAAUCAGGCAAAUACCAUAGUGAAAAUCCUUCACGUCUCAAAUAGCUGCGUCAAUGUUUUCAUUUACUCUAAGAUGCACACAGGUUUCAACGAGGCGCUCAAAAAAAUUGCUUGCAGAUCCUCACACCCAAAUUAUUCUUCUACAUCAGAAAGAACCAGUGCUCCCACUCUUAACACAGCUAAAUAUUCAAGCAGAGAAUGCAAAGAGUCAAAAAUGUAA
Messenger RNA from Rhopilema esculentum, 1068 nucleotides. NCBI's taxonomy places the organism in Eukaryota, Metazoa, Cnidaria, Scyphozoa, Rhizostomeae, Rhizostomatidae. The record is from RefSeq and is a predicted model, not a curated record.